This is a messenger RNA of Calypte anna (Anna's hummingbird), 4055 nucleotides long. It is a transcript of the gene INO80D, whose product is annotated as INO80 complex subunit D. The coding region runs from base 490 to 3585 and encodes 1031 amino acids. The record is from RefSeq and is a predicted model, not a curated record. The transcript has 12 exons. Gene Ontology annotation, cellular component: nucleus. NCBI's taxonomy places the organism in Eukaryota, Metazoa, Chordata, Aves, Apodiformes, Trochilidae.
GGCGUCUGCGGGACAGGGGCAGCAGCCUGCUGGCACCGCAACCCACGGGGAGGGAUUGAGUGCCUUAGCGGCCCCCCCAGCAAUGUCCGCGUCGGGACUUGGGCCCAAGCCCUCUCUUAUGUUCCCUCUGGGGGGACCCAAUCUGUGCUCCUCGACCCCCUGGGGCAAAGGGUUCCUGUGAGGGGCUGCUGCCCCCCGGGACUGAAAAUGAAAGGAUCUUUUUUUUCAGGGGUAACAGCACCUUGGUAGUUGUGAAGUGAGCCCACUGGAAAGCCCACCAACGCGCUUCACCCCCACAGAGCUGAAGUAAUAAGCUUUCUGAAAAGGCAGAAUGAGGACAAUCUUGCUACUUCUAUCAUUCUAGACAAUCUGCAUCACCUUGCUUCAUCAUCAUUCCAGAAUAGUUGUGUCCUUGGGCCUUUCUCUUAACAUUGAUAUGGUACAGAAGAUUUAAAAUCAGCUGAUGUUCACAAGGAAUAGAGUCACGUGAUGUAUGAAGGCAAACACAUACACUUCUCUGAGGUUGACAACAAGCCUUUGUGCUCCUACAGCCCCAAACUGUGCAAGCAGAGGCGACUCAACGGCUACGCCUUCUGUAUCAGACACGUUCUGGAGGACAAGACUGCCCCCUUCAAGCAAUGUGAAUAUGUGGCCAAGUACAACAGCCAGCGCUGCACCAACCCCAUCCCCAAGUCUGAGGACCGUAGGUACUGCAACAGCCACCUGCAGGUACUUGGCUUUAUACCGAAAAAGGAGAGGAAGAAAAAGAAUGAUCCCAUAGAAGAGGUAAAGGUCAGGCACCAGAUGGAUGCGACAGCCUUCGGCCUGACCGUGCCCACUGUGGCCUUGAAGAUGCCCAAUGGAGUGGAUGGGAUGUCUCUCUCCCCUCCAGGGGCAAGGCUUCCUCUCCACUAUCUGGAGGCAGAAUUAGAAGACCCCUUUGCUUUCAACGAGGAGGAUGAUGACCUGAAAAAAGGGGCAACAGUUAGGAAAAAGCUGCAGAGCAAGUUGGCUCAAAACCGACAGCGCCAGAGAGAGACAGAGAUUUUAAAAGUUCGCCAAGAGCACUUUAGCCCCCUCCCUGCACCUUUGCAGCAGCAGCCUCUGCAGCAGCAGCAGCAGCACUCCCAUCUACCACCUUCAUCAGCUUCAUUAAAGCCAACAGGGCUACCACAGGGCAUUGGCUGCAAGUCACCUCAGCCUCUGAACACCAGCCUACCAGUGCAGGGAGCAGCAUACACCACACACACUAUAGCACAAGCCCGGCAGUUGUCUGGCAAGAGACCUCUGCCUCUCCUGCCACCUCCUAGGGCUCCUGUCACAGACCCUCCAAGGACUGAUCGGGUCCUCAUGAAAGCCACAGCCUUUUCUCCACACUCAUCCUGCAUGAGCCAGUUACAGAGGCUGGUGAAACUGUGCACUCGAAAACAGCAGCUGGACACUGAUCUGUUUCCACAUUUAGGGCUGGAUUGGUCUGAAGAUAGUGGAGAAGAAUUGGAUGAUUCAGAGCAAACCUCUCCUUACCAGGUUGCGUGGUCUAUCCGAGAAAGCCUUGGCUAUGAGAGACAUGAGUCUGAUGAUGACUUUGCAGAUGACAGGAGUUCCAGGGUGACCAGACUUUGCACUUACUUUCAGCAUAAAUACAAGCACCUCUGCCGCCUGGAGCGGGCAGAAUCCCGUCAGAAGAAGUGCCGGCACGCGCUCCGGAAAGCCUUGCUGCAGGCAGCCAGCAGAGAGCCAGAGCGUGCUGGGAAACUGAUCCAGGAACUCCGAAGAGCUACGUGUGCUCGUACCAGCACAAGCCAAGUGAGGCAGAGAGAUGCAGAACCAACAACGUGUUGUGGGACUUCAAAGGGAGAGCAGUGCACUAACAAGGCCCUUCCAUUCACCAGGCAUUGUUUUCAGCAUAUCAUGUUAAACCGUUCUCAGCAGCUCUUCUCAAGUUGCACAGCCAAGUUUGCAGAUGGUCAACAGUGCUCUGUGCCAGUUUUUGACAUUACACAUCAGACACCUCUGUGUGAAGAACAUGCCAAAAAAAUGGACAAUUUCUUGAGAGGGGACAGCUCUCGUAAAGUUCAGCACCAGCAGCAGAGGAAACCCAGGAAAAAAACGAAGCCACCUGCACUUACCAAAAAACACAAGAAGAAGAGAAGGCGAGGUCCACGCCGUCCCCAGAAACCCAUUCCUCCUGCAGUGCCCCAAGGGAACCUCACCAUGCCUGCCAGUGUCUCACUGCCAGCAGAGAUACCCCACAUACGGAGCCCCUCCACACCAGAGCUGAGUGCUGAUGAGCUGCCUGAUGAUAUCGCCAAUGAAAUCACAGACAUUCCACAUGACUUAGAAUUGAAUCAGGAAGACUUCUCUGAUGUCCUGCCACGGCUGCCUGAUGACUUGCAAGAUUUUGAUUUCUUUGAAGGUAAAAACGGAGAUCUCCUUCCAACUACAGAAGAGGCUGAAGAACUGGAACGGGCCCUACAGGCUGUAACUUCUCUCGAGUGCCUGAGUACCAUUGGAGUACUUACACAGACAGAUGGUGUGCCAGUUCAGGAGCUGUCAGAUAGAGGGAUAGGGGUGUUCUCUACAGGUGCUGGAGCUCCAGGAAUACAGUCCUUGAGUCGAGAGGUUAACACAGAUCUGGGGGAGCUGUUGAAUGGGCGUAUAGUACACGAUAAUUUCUCUAGUCUGGAGCUGGAUGAGAAUUUGCUCCGUUCUGCUACCUUGUCCAACCCACCCACGCCCCUGGCAGGGCAGAUCCAGGGGCAGUUCUCAGCCCCAGCCAACGUCGGCCUUAGUUCCGCCACUCUCAUAAGCCAGAGUGGCCUUGGGGAGAGAGCCUUCCCUGGACAAUUUCAUGGACUUCAUGAUGGCAGCCAUGCCUCCCAGAGGCCCCACCCUGCCCAGCUGCUGAGCAAGGCAGAUGACCUGAUCACCUCACGACAGCAAUACAGCAGUGACCAUUCACACUCCUCACCCCAUGGAAGCCAUUAUGAUAGCGAGCAUGUGCCGUCUCCCUACAGUGACCAUAUCACAUCCCCUCACACCACAUCCUUUUCUGGUGAUAACUUGGCAGCUACCUUCUCAGCAGAGAUGCCCAUGAUGGCACAGCACUUGCUCCCAACUCAGCUGGAUGUGCCACUUAGCGGGGUGGUCAACCCCAGAACUCACUGGGGAAAUCUUCCUGUCAAUCUUGGGGACCCCUCUCCAUUUAGCAACCUUCUUGGUGCAGAUGGACACCUCCUGUCCACCUCCCUGUCCACACCACCUACCACCUCGCACUCAGAGACCACCCAGCCUGCCUUCGCCACUGUGACCCCCAACAGCUCCACCGUGCUUCCGGGGUUACCGCAGACCAGUUUUAGUGGAAUGGGUCCUGCCUCCUCUGAACUCAUGGCCUCCACCUCCCCCAAACAGCAGCUCCCUCAGUUCAGCGCCGCCUUUGGGCACCAGCUGAGCUCCCACAGUGGCAUCCCCAAGGACCUGCAGCCCAGCCACAGCUCCAUAGCUCCUCCCACGGGCUUCGCAGUGACUGGUGCCACCACCACUACUACUAAUAACGCAUCGGUGCCCUUCACCACCUCCAACUGAGCUUGUCUGCCUGGCUCUCUGCAGGUAGAUGGGGGACCUGUGUUUUCUAUCUUUCCUUUUUUCCUUUUUCCUUUAUUUUUUCUGUCCUCCCUUCCCUAUUUUUAAAGAGAGGGUUGAGAAGAAAACCCCUGCUUCAGUACUGACCAGGGCUAGCCCUCUGUGAACCUUGCUGUAGCGUACACAUGUGCUUGUUGUUAUGCACCGGUGCUCAUUUAUUGCAGGCAGGUUCACCAUUCCCCAGUAAUUCCUUAAGGAUGCAGCACAGUUACUGGAUGUAAUUGAUCUUAGCAGUAAGACCUGGAAAUGGGAAGAUACCUCAGAUUACUGAUGCAUGUUACUGUUUCCUAGGGUUCAGAUCAGUGCUUGCCAUCCCAUUAGCAUCUGGUAGUAAGUUUUCCAGUGGGCAGAAGUCUCUGAUUUCCUUUUUUCCUUUUUUCCUUUUUCCUUUUUCCUUUUUUCCUUUUUUCCUU